Messenger RNA from Jatropha curcas, 858 nucleotides. RefSeq names its product glycine-rich RNA-binding protein 4, mitochondrial. The record is from RefSeq and is a predicted model, not a curated record. Gene Ontology annotation, molecular function: RNA binding. Lineage: Eukaryota; Viridiplantae; Streptophyta; Magnoliopsida; Malpighiales; Euphorbiaceae.
CUCGAAUGGGCUGAUUGGUUAUGAAUUUUUUUUCCAGCCUAAUAGAAAAUAAAAUAUAGAACAUUAGGCCCACUAAACUCAAAUUUGAAGGACUUACUGGAAGAACCGGAGAAAGCUUUGCUCCUUGUGAAGACUGAAAACAAGAAACCAAGACAAGAGGCAGAUCGGUAGACUUGGUAAGCUGAGGCAAUAUCAAUGAACAGAGCUCUCGUGUCCAUUGCUAAACGAGCUGCGACAAAAGUUAAUAACUCAACUUCUCCUUCCCCCAAUAGUAAACUAUUUGUUGCAGGCUUGUCGUGGUCGGUUGACGAGAAAUCGUUGAAAGAUGCUUUCUCUUCUUUCGGAGAGGUUACUGAAGAUAGGGAUAAUGGAAAACAAAAUAAUCUCGCAUCCAAUUCAGACAAGAAAUAUUCUCAUUUCUUUUUAUUGCUUCAGUUAGAAUUGCAUAUGAUAAAGUUAGUGGCAGAUCAAGAGGCUUUGGUUUUGUCAAUUUUACAAAAGAAGAUGAAGCUAUAUCUGCAAAAGAUGCCAUGGAUGGGAAGGCAUUGUUAGGUCGACCGCUGCGAGUAAGCUUUGCUCUUGAAAAGGUUCGCGGUGGACCUGUAGUCGUCCCUCGCCUUUCAAAUGCAGGAGAUGACUUUAAUCGCAAAGCUUAAUUCCAAUAACUCUAUCCAAAAGAAAGAGUGUGUUUUCGUUGUAUCAUCAUUUAGUAAUGAAAGGUAAUAAACUAUGAGCUGUAUUUCCAUUCCUAUUUUCCCCUAUAACUCGUCUUCAGAUAAAUUGGAGAAAGAAAAAAGAAAACUAAUAAAUAAGAUCAUUUAAUUCUGAUAUUUGAAAAAUUCAACUAUUUGGUUUUUA